This is a messenger RNA of Stegodyphus dumicola, 675 nucleotides long. RefSeq names its product piggyBac transposable element-derived protein 2-like. Lineage: Eukaryota; Metazoa; Arthropoda; Arachnida; Araneae; Eresidae. The record is from RefSeq and is a predicted model, not a curated record.
AUGAUGAAAGCAUUAGUGGGCUUGGGACAUCUGUUGUCCUUCAGAUGGUAUCUAUUCUUGACACUACAUCCUCAUAAAGUUUACUUCGACAGUUUUUUCACGGGAUUUUCUCUGAUGAAAUAUUUGCAGGACAUUGACGUUAGAGCAACAGGAACUGUUCGAUUCAACAGAAUGAACAAACGCCCUAUUGCAACAGACAAAGAGAUAAGGAAAAAAGAACGCGGGGCAUAUGACUACAGAUUUGAUUCCCGUAAUGAAAUUUUAGCUGUCACGUGGAAUGACAACAGUUGUGUAAGGCUUCUGUCUAAUCAUGAAACUAUCGAACCAAUAUCAAAGAUGAAGCGAUGGAGUAGAACAGAGAAGACAGAUAUUCAUGUUCAAAAAAUACAGAAUCAGAAUAAGGGGGAAGCGAAAUGGAGUAAAACUUUUCUUAAGAAUGCCAUCGACAUAACACUGGUUAAUGCCCCCGCACUGUAUUGUAUUUCAAAUGAUAAAAUUACAUUGCUAGAUUUUAGGAGGAUGGUUGCUAGAGGGUAUCUUGCUUUAUCUUCAGAACUCUCAGAUGGAAAAAAGGAUGGAAGGAAUUCUUUCACUAAAGCAUCAAUUAAUUGUGUUCCUUUACUGUUAUCAGAAUAUCUGGUAAUUCAUUAUAUUGAACAGGACCGAAAAUGGUAA